Messenger RNA from Melanotaenia boesemani (Boeseman's rainbowfish), 5188 nucleotides. RefSeq lists its product as uncharacterized. The record is from RefSeq and is a predicted model, not a curated record. The transcript is spliced from 3 exons. The coding region runs from base 166 to 4191 and encodes 1341 amino acids. Lineage: Eukaryota; Metazoa; Chordata; Actinopteri; Atheriniformes; Melanotaeniidae.
CCCAAAAAGCAGCAAAGAAGGAGAAUCAGUUCACAAAAGGCAUAGUUGAUACAGCACUUAGUGGUUCCAUGAUUUCCAACAAAGAUGAUGAUGCGAUAAUUAAGAUGAAGACCGAAGCUGGGAUGAUAGACUUGUUGUCCGUUAGCCAAGCUUUUAGUUGCACAUAUGAGGUUCCUACUUCGACCAAACAAACAAUUGGAUCCGAAUAGUAAGCGUUUCUGGGAAAACCAAUCAGAGGUUAAAGAAACUUUAACCACUGAGCAUUGUAAUCACUUAGGACAUGUAGAUAAAAUGGAGGAUAAAAACCCAUUCUAUCCAAGGCUACAAUGUGUGUCUGAAUUUGACAACAGACUAUUCACUUUCUUGGAGUCCUGUUCUGCACUGACAAACAUUGCUGGGAUGCCAUCCAGACUGCUUGUAAAUGAUGAAAAACCAUGGGCAACAGAUCAGAAGAUAAUCUGGAAGAAACAGUUGAAAACAAUGAAGGAGAUAUUACCACAAUGGGCAUCAGAGGAGGAUGAAAAACACAAAAAUGAAAUGGUUUUACUGUCACUUUCACAAAGUAAUGCAGAUCCACAUAAUUGCAAAAACAGGCUAAAUAUGCUGAAGUUAGUGACAUCCUGUCCAAAAGACACCAGAAUUUAUGGAUUUCCUUCUGCAUCAAAAAGAUCAUUCAACACAUUUAAUUCCAACUUACCUGUUUUACAACCCACAUCUACGAUGAAACCAAAUAUGAUUGACUUGGUACCUUGCUGCUCUCGUGCUUCAUGUAUCCAAGGAUUUGCAUCCUUGACUGAAGUCCCAGCCACAGCAUGGGAAAGUGAAACAAAAACAAUUCUGAUGGAACCUCAGAAGAGGCAAAAACAGACUGUGGCACUAACUGGACAGGAGCAUCUAUGCCCCUGCAAUAAGAAAAAUAUGCUGAAGUUAGCGACAUCCUGUCCAAAAGAGACCAGAAUUUAUGGUUUUCCUUCUGCACCACAAAGGACCAGAUCACUGGACAUAGUCAACUUAAACACACCUGUUCCUCUAAUAACAUCCAAGGUGGAACCCAGUAUGAUAAGUUUUGUACCUUGCUGCUCUCGCGCCUCACAUAUCCAAGGAUUUGCAUCCUUGACUCAAGUCCCUCCCACAGAAUGGCAAAGUGAAACAAGAACUUUUCCAAUGGAACCUCAGGAGAGACAAGUAUUGACCAUGGUACAUACUGGACAGGAGCAACUACCCCACUGCAACAGGGAAAAUAUGCUGAAGUUAGUGACAUGCUGUCCAAAAGAGACCAGAAUUUAUGGAUUUCCUUCUGUACCAAAAAGAUCAUUCAACACAUUCAAUUCCAACAUGCCUGAUCUUCAACCAACAUCUAUGAUGAAACCAAAUAUGAUUGACUUUGUGCCUUGCUGCUCUCAUGCCUCCUGUAUCCAAGGAUUUGCAUCCUUGGCUGAAGUACCAGCCACAGCAUGGAAAAGUGAAACAAAAACAAUUCUGAUGGAACCUCAAGAGAGGCAAAAACAGACUGUGGGACUAACUGGACAAGAGCAUCUACGUCACUGCAGCAGAAGAAAAAUGCUGAAGUUAGUGACAUCCUGUCCAAAAGAGACCAGAAUUUAUGGUUUUCCUUCUGCACCAAGAAGAUCCCUCGACACAAUUAAUUUGGACAUACCUGCUUUUCAGUCCACAUCUACGAUGGAACCAAAUAUGAUCAAUUUUGUACCUUGCUGCUCUCGUGCCUCACAUAUCCAAGGAUUUGCAUCCUUGACUGAAGUCCCAGCCACAGCAUGGGAAAGUGAAACAAAAACAAUUCUGAUGGAACCUCAGGAGAGGCAAAAACAGACUGUAGCACUAACUGGACAGGAGCAUCUAUGCCCCUGCAACAACAAAAAAAUGCUGACGUUAGUGACAUCCUGUCCAAAAGACACCAGAAUUUAUGGAUUUCCUUCUGCACCAAAAAGAUCAUUCAACACAUUCAAUUCCAACAUGCCUGUUCUUCAACCAAAAUCUAUGAUGAAACCAAAUAUGAUUGACUUUGUGCCUUGCUGCUCUCGUGCCUCAUGUAUCCAAGGAUUUGCAUCCUUGACUGAAGUCCCAGCCACAGCAUGGGAAAGUGAAACAAAAACAAUUCUGAUGGAACCUCAAGAGAGGCAAAAACAGACUGUGGGACUAACUGGACAGAAGCAUCUACGUCACUGCAGCAGAAGAAAAAUGCUGAAGUUAGUGACAUCCUGUCCAAAAGAGACCAGAAUUUACGGUUUUCCAUCUGCACCACAAAGGACCAGAUCACUGGGCCUUGUCAGUUUAGACAAAUAUAUUAGUCUCCCCACAGUAGUACCAAACAUGAUAAGUUUUGUACCUUGCUGCUCUCAUGCCUCACGUAUUAGAGGAUUUGCAUCUUUGACUGAAGUCCCAUCCACAGAAUGGCAAAGUGAAACAAGAACUUUUUCAAUUGAACCUCAGGAGAGACAAAUAUUGGCCACAGCACUUACUGGACAGGAGCAACUAUGCCACUGCGACAGGGAAAAUAUGCUGAAGUUAGUGACAUGCUGUCCAAAAAAGACCAGAAUAUAUGGCUUUCUUUCUGCACAAAAAAGAUCACUAGACACUUUAAAUUCUGACAUACCAGCUCUUCAACCCAUAUCUACGAUGAAACCAAAUAUGAUUGACUUUGUACCUUGCUGCUCUCGUGCCUCCCAUAUCAGAGGAUUUGCAUCCUUGGCCGAAGUCCCACCCACAGCAUGGGAAAGUGAAACAAAAACAAUUCUGAUGGAACCUCAGGAGAGGCAAAAACAGACUGUGGCACUAACUGGACAGAAGCAUCUAUGCCCCUGCAACAAGAAAAAUAUGCUGAAGUUAGUUACAUCCUGCCCAAAAGAGACCAGAAUAUAUGGUUUUCCUUCUGCGCCAGAAAGGACCAGAUCACUGUACAUGGUCAGUUUAGACACACCUGUUCCAAUACCAACAUUCAAGGUGGAACCCAAUAUAAUCAGUUUUGUGCCUUGCUGCUCUCGUGCUUCAUGUAUCAGAGGAUUCACAUCUUUGGCUGAAGUCCCAACCACAGAAUGGCAAAGUGAAAGAAAAGCUUUUCUGAUGAAACGUCAGGAGAGGCAAAUCCUGGCCACAGCACUUGCUGUACAUGAGCAAGUAAUUUGCUGCAAUGGGAAAGAAAUGCUGAAGUUAGUGACAUCCUGUCCAAAAGAGACCAGAAUAUAUGGUUUUCCUUCCGCGCCAGAAAGGACCAGAUCACUGGACAUGGUCAAUUUAGACACACCUGUUCCAAUACCAACAUUCAAGGUGGAACCCAAUAUAAUCAGUUUUGUGCCUUGCUGCUCUCGUGCUUCAUGUAUCAGAGGAUUCGCAUCUUUGGCUGAAGUCCCAACCACAGAAUGGCAAAGUGAAAGAAAAGCUUUUCUGAUGAAACGUCAGGAGAGGCAAAUCCUGGCCACAGCACUUGCUGUACAUGAGCAAGUAAUUUGCUGCAACGGGAAAGAAAUGCUGAAGUUAGUGACAUCCUGUCCAAAAGAGACCAGAAUAUAUGGUUUUCCUUCCGCCCCAGAAAGGACAAGAUCACUGGACAUGGUCAAUUUACAUCCAUCUAUUCCACAUGUUUCAUGUGUCCCAGGUUUUCCAUCAACAAAAAGCUCUGAAUGUAAGCCUACAAAAAAUCCACAUAAGGUCCUGUUUGAGAAGCGGCUGAAUGAAAAGGUUUUUCUUGCAAAAUUUCCAGCAAAACAAUAUAAACAAAAUGAAAUUAAGAAGAUGGUAGCAAUGGCUUCAUCAUGUCCACGUCUUAGUCAAAUUCAUGGGUUUCCUAGUGUUUUGCCAGUGAACACAAUAGAAGAGAAAACAAGGCUCAUUCUGGUGCCUUCCUCUACUGAAAAGAGUAAAUUACAGGAACUACCUAAUGCACAGACAUCUGCUUGCAGCCCCGUCACAAAACAUGCAUAUGAAGACAAAGGUGGUACAAAGCAAAGUAUAGAUGUUUAUCUAGAUAAUGGCAAAUCACAGAUAGAGAAGAUAGCAGCAGAGAAAGCCGUGACAUUGAAGAAAUGUUUGGAUUCAACAGACACAGCAGGUGUCUUUGGAUGGGAAGUAUUGGAGACAGAGGGAACAGUAACAGAAAACGAAACUGAAUAUUCUUUGUCAGCAAAAGAGACCUCUGGAUUAGUAAAAGCUAUUGUUGGUGUUUUCCACAAAGGGUGAGUCUGAGAUCAGUUUGAAACUGCAACCAUGUGCAUGCACCAUUGAGUAAGAGAUUGUGGCACUUUAUUUACUUUGAUAUUUGACCAUUUUUGUAAAUACCUACUUGUUUAUUUCUUUGUCUUCAUCUAUUUCUCACAGUUAUGAAACAGUAGCGUCCAUUCUGGGGCCAUCUAACUCUGCUUUAGCUGAAGCUGAACACACUACUGUGGAUCUAAAAGAUGGGACAAUGACCCUUUCAAAUGACUUAUUUUCACAUUUUACUGAUACAACUACUCCUAUACAUAAGAUGAAAGGCAGGUCUGAGGACAUUCACACAAAACAUAACACUGAAUAUCCAACAAAAAUUGAGCCUUACAUGUCGGACUUAGUGAAUGAUCAUUCAGCAUUUCCACUACCAGCUACUGACAUCGAUGACAGGUUUUUAGUUUGCUCAAGCAUGGAGAAAUGGCUACCCCUAUCAAGAGCAGAUACAAGCAAAAUAUCAAAAGACGGUGAACAACUGCAGGAAAAAGAGUCCUCUCUUGGUCAAGAGUUCAAAAAUGAGAGAGUGACCAUAGGGCAAGACUCUGCUCAGAUAUCAAUGAACUCUGAAAGGUUGCUAUCAAGACACCAAGCUGAGGUACAACACAAUGACAUUAGAAAGGUGUUGUCUUCUUCCCAACUGGAUUCAGGGUGAGUGCUGGUAGAUCAUGUUUGGUGGCAUGGUGUGUGUUCUACAUCUUUGGUAUUUUUGGUGAUAUCCUUUUUGUUGUGGUGUUUAUUAGUAUAUAGUGCUCAGGAAAUCAUGAUUGCAAAGGGUUUUAUGAAGUAAACUUUACUUUUGUGCUACUGUACCAAUUUAAUGUGCAUGUAAAACAGAUUUUUAAAGUAGUAAUUUGUACUUUGAACUGACCAAACUUUGACAUCACAUGUGCCAUUUUGGUCAGAAAAUUAAUUGAAGAUAGGAUGCAUGGUACAAACUGUGAUAAAACAGCCAAUUCUGAAGUUUGUCUUCUCU